Salvia splendens (bonfire salvia) is the source of this 585-nucleotide messenger RNA. Its product is annotated as probable LRR receptor-like serine/threonine-protein kinase At3g47570. Gene Ontology annotation, molecular function: protein binding. Lineage: Eukaryota; Viridiplantae; Streptophyta; Magnoliopsida; Lamiales; Lamiaceae. The transcript has a single exon. Bases 1 to 585 code for a protein of 194 amino acids. The record is from RefSeq and is a predicted model, not a curated record.
AUGGGUGGGGCUUACACUUCCCAAUCUCUACAAAACAACCGCCUCACCGGCCCCAUCCCUACCUCUAUCAACAACGCUUCUCUCUUCCAAGUCUUAAUCUUGCAAUCAAACUCAUUCUCCGCCCCCAUCCCCACUUUCGCUAACCUAAACCUCCUAUCCAUGUUUGUCCUCAGUGACAAACAAUCCAUUAAGAGCUCUACUCAUGAUAUGCAGUUUCUCACUUCACUCACCAAUUCUCCAUAUCUCAACAUUAUUGAUAUAUCAAACAAUCCAUUAAGAGGUGUUCUUCCUAAUUCCAUUGGGAAUUUGUCACAAUCUCUUGAGCUUUUCCGUGCGUAUGGAACUGGUAUUAGAGGUUCCAUUCCUUCCCAGAUCGGAAACUUGAUCAAUUUGACAGCCUUAAACUUAAGAGACAAUCAGUUGAAUGGAUCAAUUCCUUCAACAAUAGGAAAUUUGAAGAAACUCGGGGGAUUAUUCCUUGCUCACAAUCAAUUGCAAGGAUCUAUCCCAAUUGAUCUUUGCAUGAUGAGUAGUUUGGCAGAGCAACAACCAGCUGAAAGGUCCAAUACCGGAAUGCUUGGGUGA